Messenger RNA from Calliphora vicina (urban bluebottle blowfly), 4186 nucleotides. RefSeq names its product frayed (gene fray). Gene Ontology annotation, biological process: activation of protein kinase activity; protein phosphorylation; protein export from nucleus. Gene Ontology annotation, cellular component: serine/threonine protein kinase complex. The record is from RefSeq and is a predicted model, not a curated record. Bases 278 to 2539 code for a protein of 753 amino acids. The transcript has 2 exons. Gene Ontology annotation, molecular function: ATP binding; protein serine/threonine kinase activator activity; protein serine/threonine kinase activity. NCBI's taxonomy places the organism in Eukaryota, Metazoa, Arthropoda, Insecta, Diptera, Calliphoridae.
ACAUUGUGUUUUGGAUAUUUUUGCUUAGAAAAAAUCAUUGCCCAAGCAAAGAAAGUGCCGACACGUUUGUCGUUUUAAAUGGUGUUCGAUCUACAAAUAAUCAGUUACUUUGUUAAUUUAUGGAAUUUUAGCAUAAAGUUGAAUACACAAUUGAAAUUCUUAGUUUCCUAACAGAGAAUUGAACCAGCAAGAUCCAUUGAAUAUCAAUCUUUUUAAGAGAUUUUUUUGAUUAAUUGGUGAAUAUUCGAAGCAGCUGGAUUACUCAAGAUCCUAUAAAAUGAAGUUUUUAUUUAUGGAUUGUUUGAAGCAAAAAGUUGCAUUCUCCACAAAACAACCUGGGACCUUUAAUUUCUGUUUGGUGGCACCACACAAUAAAACCUAUAUAACAACCAUCCCCAGCAAGGAGAAAUUCGCUAACGGACACAAGCACGAUAUACUGCAAGAAAUAGCCGUCGAUGAAACAGAUUUAACCCCAAACCUAAAGGCCACCUAUAAACUCUUUCAGGACGCAGAUCAGUGUAUCGAUUCAAACGUCUGCCACAAUAACCCGGAGAAUACAAGGAAUAUUGCCUUAAAGUCAUCACAAUCUACAGAUGAUUUAAAAGUGAUACAGCAGCAACCCAAAGCUAAGCAGAAUCAAGAAGUUAACAAUCCUAAGCCCAAAGGUUUAACGGCACCACCACGUUUAGAGGGUAACGUAAGAGGAUCAUUGAAUGAUCUAUUGUUGCAAUCGAGACGUACCGAGUGUUUAGCAGCUAAUUUGGAUAAAGCCAUCACAACUCUAAGGAGGAAUCCAGCGAAAGUCCUGAAAGACAUCACACUAAGCAACAAUUUUAAAUCGGAGAGUUCUUUAGAGACCGACAUCGAAAGCGUCAUCACUAACAGCAGCACUAUAUCUACCACUAUGACCACAUCAGUAAAUGUUAACACCGUAGGUGUACCCACCGCCAGUGAGAAGCUACCAUGGCCCAAUUCUAAAGAUGAUUAUGAAUUGCGCGAUGUUAUUGGCGUGGGUGCCACUGCUGUGGUACAUGCGGCCCUUUGCUUGCCCCGCAACGAAAAAUGCGCCAUCAAACGCAUAAAUUUGGAAAAGUGGAACACCUCCAUGGAUGAAUUGCUUAAGGAAAUACAGGCUAUGUCUUCGUGUAAUCACGAAAAUGUGGUAACCUACCACACCUCGUUUGUGGUACGGGAAGAACUGUGGCUGGUAUUGCGCCUGCUCGAAGGUGGUUCUUUGCUCGAUAUCAUCAAGCAUAAAAUGCGCACCUCACAGUGCAAACACGGUGUCUUUGACGAGGCCACCAUUGCCACGGUCCUAAAGGAGGUGUUGAAGGGUCUCGAAUAUUUCCACUCGAACGGCCAAAUACAUCGUGACAUCAAAGCGGGCAACAUAUUAAUCGGUGACGAUGGCACCAUACAAAUUGCGGAUUUCGGUGUGAGCGCUUGGUUGGCCACUGGUAGAGACUUGUCGCGGCAAAAAGUGCGCCACACAUUUGUGGGCACACCCUGUUGGAUGGCUCCCGAAGUGAUGGAACAAGAUCAUGGCUAUGACUUCAAGGCAGAUAUAUGGUCCUUCGGCAUAACAGCCAUUGAAAUGGCCACCGGUACGGCUCCCUACCACAAAUAUCCACCCAUGAAGGUAUUAAUGUUAACUCUACAAAACGAUCCACCCACCCUGGAUACUGGAGCUGAUGAGAAGGAUCAGUACAAAGCCUAUGGCAAAACAUUCCGUAAAAUGAUUGUGGAAUGUCUGCAGAAGGAGCCCUCAAAACGACCCACGGCCAGUGAAUUGCUUAAACAUGCCUUCUUCAAAAAAGGCAAAGAUCGCAAGUAUCUUACCCAAACUCUGUUGGCCUCGGGUCCCUCGAUGGAAACUCGUGUCCACAAGGCUGCCAAAAGGCAACCGGGCGCCUCGGGUCGUCUGCAUCGCACCGUCACCGGUGAAUGGGUGUGGUCAAGCGAAGAGGAAGACAAUGGUGGCAAACAUCAUUCCUCCGAUUCGGAAUCGGACGACAGGCCCAUUAAUCGUCUAGAAAGAGCCGAUUCUUCGGACAGUGAUCGUGACGACCAAUCUGAAUUUUCGGAAGCUGCCACUGCCACAGCUAAUGCUAUGCUACCACAGCAACAACAACAACUACUACAACAACCGCAAGCAACGCCACAACAACCUGCCGCCGCAACAUCACCCUCUGGGCCAGCACAAGUUGCCGAAAUGCCCAUGCUGUUAGCGGACGGCUCUGAAGCUCCCCCCGUUAAUCUCGUCUUGCGCAUGCGCAAUCAACGACGUGAGCUGCACGACAUACGAUUUGAAUUUGCCGUUGGCAAGGAUUCGGCCGAAGGCAUCGCCGCUGAAUUGGUGGAUGCUGGUCUCGUCGAUCCCCUGGACACGCAACCAAUGGCCAUCAACUUGCAUCAGUUAAUCGAACAAAGAGCUGCUUUAAAAACUGUUACGUUCCAAUUGAAUUCUGGGGUACAACCGGGUGAAGUACCCGAUGAUCGCUCGCUGGUCGGGUAUGCUCAAAUAUCAAUAACUGAUUAGAUAUAUAAACAUUACAUAUAUUUAUAAAAAAAAAACAAAAACAUAGUAGUUCGUAGUUCGUAUGUACAACAAUAAUUAGUUAUAUAGCAGAAAACAAACAAAACAUAUUAAUAAUACAUUCAUAAUAUGAUAUGAUCAUGUUGAAGAUAAUAAUGAUAAUGAAUGAUGAGAAUGAUAAAUUAUUAUUUAAUAGUAUAACAAACAAAAAAACUCUUAAACAAAAGCCUAGAAAAUAAUAAAAGAAAGAAAAAGAUAAAACCCAUUUAAAAAGCAACCCUUAAAACAAAACUUAAUAAAGAAAUUUUAUUGUUUUUUUUCUGGUAAUUUUUUAUUUAUUUAAUCAUUUUAUUUUGAUAUUUUAAUAGAGGGAAGGAAGGAUACACAAAAUUUAAUAUAAUUGUUUAAUAAGACUUGUAUUAGUUUUUUAUUUAUAUUUAUUGUUUCAAUGCACUACCAUGUUAUUUUAUAGCAAAAAGAUAAAUAGGAAUUUUAAGGAUUUUUUUCAACGGUGUGGCUGCAUUUUCAGAAAAUUUUUAACAUUUGAAUGUUAUUUCAUAUGACCAGUAAAUGAUAGGAAUACUUGUUUUAUAAAUAAUACAUUUUACGAUAGAACUUUUAUUUUAAACUAGAAAUAAUUGGAAACUUUAGUUUAAUUCGUGUUUGAAGAAACACCCAAAAAAAUAAUUAUACUCGAAGGAUUAUUAAAUGAAUCUAUAUACACUUGUAUAUAGUUGAAUUGAAUUUCAAUUUCCAAAUUAAAUAAUCUCCUGAGUUUAACAAUUGUUUAGUUGUUCGGUUCUUAAAGGAAUUAAAAGUGUUAAUAAAACGAAUAUAGUUUGAAGGUUGUAUUUUGUACUGGUACAUUGAAGUCUUACUGAUUGCUUUCAUUCAUACAUGAAUAUUGUUUGAAUGUUUGACAAAAGAUUCGAAGGACCAUAAACUAGUAAUGAAAAAUUAUCUUCAAAUAACGAUACAUAUUCCUUAAUUACUCAAGAGAAAGAUGUUCCGCGUUUUUAAUAUAGAUUUGUUAAUAACAGUUAAACUAUUUACCUUUCAGAAGUAAAACCUUUAUAAUAACAUAUACUUCAAAGAUUGAUUUAUAUAGGUACUGUCUAGCUCAUUAUUGGAGUCACGAGUAUUGCUAGAAUUUCUUUCAAACGCUACAAUAUGUUGAUAGUUUACACAAGAUUCGAAGGACCAUAAAUUAAUGACUAAAAUUCAAACCAAAUUAACAAGAUAUAGUCGAAACUACUUAAGAGAAUAAUGUUCUUUGAUCUAAUUAGUAACUGUUAGUAAAUGUGUCAUACAUAAAGAUAAUUGUAAACAUUAAUUUACACACUACUGUUAAAUAUGCAAAAUUUACUUAAAAAUCAAUGUUAAAUUCAUCAUAAAAUGACUUAAUUCAUUUUAAAGUGCGAAUGGCACAGCUAGCUGCUAUUUAAAAAAAAUGAGAAAAACCUUAAAACUUUAUAGUUAAUUUAUUUAUACAUAAUUAUUUAAUUUUAUUGGUAAGUAUUUAACACAUUUUCUUUAUUAUAAACAAUAAAUGUAAUUAUUUAUUUAUUUACGCAUUACAAAAAUCUAUAUUUUUAUUGCCAAAACAAAUCAUUAAAAUAAAAAUAUUUUGUAAUUAUUAUUUUACAAUAA